Messenger RNA from Porites evermanni, 5023 nucleotides. The record is from the annotation of a GenBank genome assembly. Lineage: Eukaryota; Metazoa; Cnidaria; Anthozoa; Scleractinia; Poritidae.
AUGUUAGCCGCCAGUUCAUCAUCAUAUGAAUUAAUGGAAUUUCUAGUAAACAGAGGGGCAAAUGUUAACUUCCAUAAAGGUAUACUUUUUAGAGGAAAUAGGAUAAGUUUGAAACAAUGUUAUUUAUCUUUUUUAUUUGCAUUCUAUAGGUAACUUUUUUUUCCUAAAGUUGGAUAGUGAUGAGGUAAAUUGCUCACUGCUAACCAUUUUAAUGCCCACAGUGGCCAUUGUAAAACUUCACAAGAAUUCCAUUUUUUUUUUGUUUUUUUGAAUCAGGAAGGGAUAAAUAGUAUCUGUAACACACAAGAGUUCUGCCAAAGACGUUUUAUUUGAAUGGCAACACCAAAGGAUUUCAUCUACAGAUUUACAACAAGUUAAACUGACAAAACACACUGCCACAACUUAGUGACACCACUACUAGUUUUCCCGCAAAAUGAUGUUUGCGGAAUGUCUGCUGAAAUUCUAUUCUAAUGGUGUGUCACUGCCAAGACCUGGGUAGUACUUCUGAUUGGUUGAAGCAAGUUUCCCUCGUGGCAAGACCAAUCAGAAGCACUACCCAGAUCAGGGAAGUGACACGUCAUCAGUAUGGAAUUCCCCCAUUCAAUCAUCCCUGUGACUUGAAAUCCGGAGUACCCCGGGGUCAAUUCACGAGGAAACCAGUGGUGAGAUUGCAGAAUGUCAGCUGUUUCCUCAGGCUACCUGUUUUGGGAAAUUCUCUCUGAAUAAGGCCUAAGCCAUAGAAAUAGAAAUUUACAAUGUACAUGUACCUCAAACCAUCAUUUUUGUUAUGACUGGUUUCACAUACAUGUAUCAGUGCAGUUGAUAUUAGGUCACUUAUGACUCCAUUUUAAUGCAGAGAUGUACACUGUGCUGAUGGCAACAUGUGCAACAUCUGCACGCAUUCCAGAAGAACAGGUUUUCAAGUGUGUUGAACUGCUGCUACAGAAGAAUGCCAGAGUCAAUGUUUACGAUAAGUAAGCUGUUUUAGUAAUGAUUCUAUUUAAAUAAUCUUCGUUAAUUAACCCCUUCCUUCUAUUCAUAUAUGCUGCAAUUCUUUUUUCUGCGAACUAUCUAGAUAUCGCAUGUCUCCAUUAAUGUAUGCUGCAAAAGAAGGAAGAGUUAAAGUUUGCGAGAAGCUGUUAGAACAGGGUGCUGAGAUCAACAAGCAAGAUAUGCGUGGGUGGACGGUGAGUGUAGUUAUUAUGAGUCCUGAAGAUGAAACUAGUGUUUGCUCUUGCUUUAACUUCUUGGAAACAUUAGGAUCUUUUAUUUUAAGCUUUGUAUCACACAGAUGUGUUCCUCAACAGUUUUUUGAAUUUCACUGUAUAUAAAAUCAAAAUUGUGUUCUAAUGUGUUUCUUAGUCUUUGUCAUUUGCGGCAAGCCGUGGUCAUGGUCGAGUUGUACGCACCUUGCUGGAUCUCGGGGCAGACCCUAAGGUUUAUUCAAAUGAUGGACAAACUGCAAGUGAUAUUGCCUACUCUAAUGAAUAUCAUGCUGUAAGUUCACAUGAGUUCUUUUGUCAGUUGUUAGUCACAUAGAAUAGGACAGUAAUUAAUGGUAACAGGACUGAGUGGAGUCCAAUUCUGUAAUCAUACGAGUGAUUAAAAAAAAACCGGACGACCACGUAGCGGGAGUCCGAUUUGUUUAAUCACGAGUAUGAUUACAGACCGAAUUUGACGACACGAAGUUCUGUUACCAAUUAAUCAUAACUUUAACAAAAUUUGUGAUAUAAUAGGCUAAUUUUUUUACAUCAAAACACAAGGAAUUCGGCAUUUUGUUUUGCUAGCUUAAAAAAAAAAGCCAUUUAAGCGCGUGCUUGAUAGCUCGUACUGUCCAAUUACUUAGGCAUGACGCGUACUGUCCUAUUAAACAGGGCAGGGCAGUUGAUAGCCAAUCAGAUUUGACAAUUUUGUUAUAGUUAUGAUAAACAAUAUUAUUCCUGAUUUCUGUGGCUAAUUUUUAGAGUUGUCUAACAUUUUAAAUGAAAUAAUAAGAUUUCAGAUAUCAUUUCCUUUGUGGCCAGUGGAAAACAGGGGGCUAGUACAGAAGCUGCUACUGAAGAAGCUAUGGAGCAAAGAAGGUUAGAGAACAAGGCUCAGUGUUAAUGCUCUUAGCUUCUGAAAAAUGCACACAUCCUUUUGCUGGGUAGAAAAUAAUUUAGUGGCAAAUACUAGCAAAACUGGACUUCAUAAGCCAACCCUAACCCCUAACCCCUAAACAAAUUCCGUUUGCAAAAGGAAAUGAAUCAGGGUUCUUUAAUGAGGUCUCUUGUCAUAAACAGUGUAGCCAAAAAGGUCUUGGUGGCGCACCUCUACCCCAACUUCCAUUGAGUUCCCCACCUACCGGGUAAUAACCUUAUUUUGAAAUUCUUCUUUUUUUGCCAUUAUUUGUAGUGUUAAUGUAACAGAAGACAGCUCACUCAGUUACGGUAGCCUGGAGUUAUUUCUUGCUGGACAUGAACUAACACAUCUACUGCCCAAAUUUCAGGUAAAAUUUUAGCAUGAGACUAUUUGCUUGUUCGUGAAAUAAUUCAUUAUGGCCCACAUAUAAUGGAAUUGAAUGAAUGUAACUGCUUCAGGGCUGUAGCCAGACUUCAGAACAAGACGAGGCAAGUUUCGAGCGCCAAAGGCGCAAGCCCCUAGUGGGGUCUAGAUUUUGAAAUCUAGAGGCUCAGAAAUGCUCUUGUAAGCAUUUUCCAUGGCAUUUUUCUUCAGAAAAGUCAGUCUUGGGAAAGUGUAGAAGGUCACUUUUUUAUUGCUUAGCGAUACUGGUGCCAAGUUAAUGACCAUCUGCAUUUUAAAGCAUUUGAAAAACCGCUACUCACAGUUCACAUGAAACGAAUUAAUCUAAUUAAAAUGGUUUUCCCCUCAAUUCAUCCAAUUUAUAUUAGCUGGUUUUAUCUUAACCAAUCCAAUUUCUUCUAGGGAUUAUUUUCUCAAUUAAACGUUUCUUCCAAAAAAAAAAGGCCAAAAUCAAGACGAGGCAACUGCCUCGCGUUGCCUCAUGCUAGCUACAGCCCUGUGCUUUUGUUGAAAGCUGGUUUCACUAGCGAUGAUGUCAGAGUCAGAGUCUUAAUCAGAAGGGUACAACAUGACGAUCCAGUGAAAACAGUCUUCUGAUUCCUCUUAUGACUGUGUCGCGAUCUAGUGAAAACUAGGUUGUCUGAAUCGCAAGCAAAAGCGGAAGAGCAAAAUCAAUCCUUCCCCUUCUGCUUCUGAGUUCGCCUGACAAAACAGCCAACAAUGCACAAAGCCACCACUGGUUUCCCCGCGAAAUGAAGUCUGUGGAAUGAGUGCGAAAAUUCCAUACUGAUGACGCAUCACUACCCAGAUCUGGGUAGUGCCGACUUCUGAUUGGUUAAAAAUUUGCUUCAUGCUUCAACCUUUAUAGAAUACCUGUAAAGAGUUGUAUUUUUUUCAUUGUUCAGGAACACAAGGUUACAUUUGAUGGUUUCUUGAGUCUGACAGAAAAGGAACUGGACCAGGUACAUACCCUUAACAGUCGUCACAAGUUAGCUUUAAGCCCCGGCCAAACCCAGCGCUCAAAAUGAUUUUCAGACGGUGGCCGGACAUGAUGACCGGCAGCCGCCGUAGCCGACGCGAUCGUUAGCGCGAGCAAAAUUUUGGCUGAGGAGCUGCGAAGUCGUGCGCAGAAUGGGUAGUUAACUAUUCCUUGUGUAAUUUUCUAUCGAAAUUUUUAGAAAGAGACCAUAAUGAGGAUUUGGUUGUUUUUUCAAGAAUGAGAGUCUGUGUGACCAGUGAACAUGACUGGCAAUUGAAGUUUCGGGCCGGAUAAGUCGCCAUAUUGACUAAAAAUUAUCCGUUGCCCGGCUGUUAUUUUGAGCCCUGCAAACCAAUGCAACUUAUUUAUACAGCAGUGAAGAUAGAACGACCAGGUGUAGAAAACUGCCUCAUGCAACUCUUGUUGUCUAGGUAUCUGUUCAAUCAAAAGGUUAUGGACAUUUAUUGUUAACGUGACAGUUAUCUUCUUUAUUCAAUCAGAUGGGAAUAACCCAGAUAGGUGUGCGAACUAAAAUCCUGGAUUCCAUAAGAGAAAUUCACAAGAAAGAAUGGGAUGUAACCAGCUUACAGGCCUUGGAGAAGCAUUCAUUAAGGUACGGUUAGUAUUUCAAUCUCGGGUACGAAACCCCAGAAAAAGUGUCUCCUUUCAGGCUAAGCUGGAGUAAUUAUAAUUAUUAACACUUCAAUUCACGUGCUGAAAGUUCAGUUUAUCUUGGGCAUGACCUCUAACUUCAAUUGCCUUAGCUUUUCCANGUGAAGAUAGAACGACCAGGUGUAGAAAACUGCCUCAUGCAACUCUUGUUGUCUAGGUAUCUGUUCAAUCAAAAGGUUAUGGACAUUUAUUGUUAACGUGACAGUUAUCUUCUUUAUUCAAUCAGAUGGGAAUAACCCAGAUAGGUGUGCGAACUAAAAUCCUGGAUUCCAUAAGAGAAAUUCACAAGAAAGAAUGGGAUGUAACCAGCUUACAGGCCUUGGAGAAGCAUUCAUUAAGGUACGGUUAGUAUUUCAAUCUCGGGUACGAAACCCCAGAAAAAGUGUCUCCUUUCAGGCUAAGCUGGAGUAAUUAUAAUUAUUUACACUUCAAUUCACGUGCUGAAAGUUCAGUUUAUCUUGGGCAUGACCUCUAACUUCAAUUGCCUUAGCUUUUCCACUUUGCGUUUUAGUUCUUUAUGGAUAAUUGAUGCUAUGUUUUUGUUUUUUGACAAAGCAGUAUAGCGCCCCGUUUUGCUAAAAUAAGUAAACCCCCCUCUCCAUUAAGCCUCCCCCACCCUCUCAAAUGCGCUCGAAGUACUUAAUAAGCCCCCUGGGGGUGGAGGUUAAUAGAGGAUUUACGGUAAUCACCUCCCAAUGACCCUGUGUAUACAUUUCUUUUUCGUACAGUGCCGCUGAAGUUACCGUCAUUCUUGCUAAUGUGUCAAAGUACUUAACGUACGUAAGAAGCAGUGUAUCCUAUGUACAGAAACACUUAAACUCUGUCCGUGAGCCUCUGGAAUUUGUACAG